Messenger RNA from Diversispora eburnea, 342 nucleotides. The record is from the annotation of a GenBank genome assembly. NCBI's taxonomy places the organism in Eukaryota, Fungi, Glomeromycota, Glomeromycetes, Diversisporales, Diversisporaceae.
AUGACACGAGGAUUAGUAAAUGAGAUACCAGAUAUGACAGGACGAGAAUUGAAUUUCAUAACAACAAUGGUAUUAACAAAGGCAUCGCAAUACUUGAUAAAAACCUUGGGACAAAUAUUGCUUACACAUAUAGCAAACACGGGCAAAAGGAUUACACAACAAUACAUUGAAGACUAUGUAGAAAAACACGUAACAGAACUAGUAAAAGAAAUACUACACAAUUAUAUAACACCGAUAAUUACAAGGGGAAAAGAUAACGGGCGACUUGAAAACUUAGGAAUAAUGGACCAUUUUUGGGAUGCACUCCCAAAACCAGGAUUCCUAAGAAAACGAAAAGUAUAA